AGUGAGGAAACUACACUUUUUAAGGUCCACAGCUUUAUAAAUAAGGGAUCUUUCCUUCAAAGCUUAAAUAAAAAAUAUUAGCUAAGCCAGAGUCAGCACGACCAUAGGUGGAAAAUAAGAUGAAGAAAAACCAUUCAAAGGCUGUUCUCUCCUUUUUUUGUGUAACGAUUUUGUUCACAGCAAUGGGAAUGGCUGAAAACAAAUUUAUCCCAGUGAAUGUUGGUGUGGUUCUUGAUCUGGACAGUGAUUUAGAUGGCAGAAUUGCGUUGAGCUGCAUCGAAAUGGCCCUCUCAGACUUUUAUGCCACUCAUGGUGACUACAAAACCAGACUAGUCCUCAACACCAGGGACUCCAUGAAAGCUGUUGUUGGAGCAGCUGCAGCAGGCCUGGACUUGAUAAGAAAUGUGGAAGUCCAAGCAAUCUUAGGGCCAACAAAAUCAAUGCAAGCCAACUUUGUUAUUGACCUUGGAGAAAAAGCUCGGGUGCCCAUAAUGUCGUUUUCGGCAACAAGUCCUUCUCUUGCUUCCAUUAGGAGCACCUAUUUUUUUCAAGCUACACUUAAUGACUCAACUCAAGUGAAUGCCAUAAGUGCAUUGGUUCAAGCCUUCAAAUGGAGAGAAGCAGUACCCAUCUACGUGGACAACGUAUAUGGAGAGGGAAUCAUACCUUAUUUAAUUGACGCUUGGCGAGCAGUGGAUGCUCGUGUCCCCUCCGGGAGUGCAAUUCCCCCACCAGCCACUGACGAAGAAAUUGUUGAGGAGCUUUAUAAGCUGAUGGGAAUGCAAACUAGAGAUUUCAUUGUGCACAUGUAUGGCUCUCUUGGCACUAGGCUUUUCGCCAAGGCAAAAGAGAUUGGUAUGAUGAGUGAAGGUUGUUUUUGGAUCAUGACUGAUGGUCUGACAGCUGAUUUGUUGAGUUCACAAAAUCCUUCUGUUACUGGGACAAUGCAAGGGGUACUGGGUGCUAAACCUUAUGUUCCAAGUACAAAAGAGUUCCAAGAUUUUCGAGAUCGGUGGAAAAGGAAAUUCCAACAAGAUAAUCCAUAUAUUAUUGAUGCUGAGUUGAACAUUUACGGACUUCGGGGCUAUGAUGCUGCGACAGCUUUGGCCUUGGCAGUUGAGAAAGCUGGAACUACAAAUUUUGGCUUCCGAAAGGCAAAUGUUUCUAGCAGUUCAUCAACGGACCUUGCAACUCUUGGCGUCUCUUUCAAUGGUCCAAGCUUUCUUCAAGCUUUAUCAAACACUAGUUUCAAAGGUCUAACAGGAGAUUACCAUUUCGUUGAUGGGCGGUUGCCAUCUCCAGCUUUCCGUAUAGUUAAUGUGAAUGGAAUUGGAGGGAGAGAGAUUGGAUUCUGGACACCAAAAGAAGGACUUGUGAAACAAUUCGUUCCUAGUAAUGGUACGAAGUCGAAUUCUGUGUUCGGUAUUUCUACUGUAAUUUUCCCAGGGGACACAACUGCUGUUCCCAAGGGAUGGGGGAUUCCCACAAAAGAAAAGAAGUUGAGAAUAGGAGUACCGGUGAAGUCUAGCUUAAGACAGUUUGUGGACGUCAUAAGAUAUCCUAGUUCUAACACCACCAUAGUCACUGGAUUCUGCAUAGAUAUUUUUGAUACCGUCGUCAAAAAAUUGCCCUAUGAUUUGCCUUAUGAGUAUGUCCCCUUUGCCAAGCUUGACGGCCAGUCUGCUGGAACUUACGAUGAUCUGGUCUAUCAAGUGUACUUAAGGAAAUUUGAUGCUGUGGUUGGAGACAUUACCAUUCUCUACAGCAGAUCCUUGAUCAUCGACUAUACCUUGCCUUUCAUGGAAAGCGGUGUCUCCGUUAUUGUUCCUAUAGAAGGCCACAAUAUCGAAAAUGCUUGGUUCUUCUUGAAACCCUUGACAUGGGACCUUUGGGUGAGCAGUCUUUUAUUCUUUGUUUUCAUUGGAUUUGUUGUCUGGGUUCUUGAGCACAGAAUAAAUGGAGAUUUUCGAGGACCUGCUUCACAUCAAACUGGCACUAUCUUCUGGUUUUCCUUCUCAACGAUGGUGUUCGCACAACGGGAGAGAGUGGUUAGCAACUUGUCUAGAGUAGUGGUAAUCAUAUGGUGUUUUGUUGUGCUGAUCCUCACACAGAGUUAUACCGCCAGUUUAUCUAGCCUACUUACAGUCCAGCAGCUAAAAGUUACUGAUGUAAAUGAGCUCAUUAAGAAGGGGGAGUAUGUGGGCUACCACAAGGAUUCUUUUAUUCUACGAAUCUUGUUAGGGUUGGGGUUCGACAAGUCCAAGCUCAUUGCGUAUAGUUCUCCGGAAGAAUGCCUCGAACUCUUCUCCAAAGGGAGUGGAAAUGGUGGUAUUGCUGCUGCUUUUAAUGAAGUGCCAUAUAUAAAAGCAUUUCUGUCAAAAUAUUGCUCCAAAUAUACCAUGAUUGAUGCUACUUUCAAAACCGGCGGUUUUGGCUUUGUCUUCCCUAAAGGUUCUCCUCUAGUACCUGACAUAUCAAGGGAAAUUUUGAAUAUGAUUGAGGGAGAUAAGAUGAAGGAAAUCCAGGAUAAAUGGUUUGCCAAUCAAACUAGUUGUCCAGAUUCUGGCACUUCCGUUUCAUCUAAUAGCCUUAGUAUCAAGAGUUUCUGGGGAUUAUUUUUAAUUGCUAGAGUAGGUGCACUUUUAGCUCUCAUUAUCUUCAUAGCGAUGUUUGUUCAUCAGGAGGGGAGAGUAGCCUUGAGACCCUCUGAUUCCACAACUUCAAUAUGGAGUAAAAUUCGACAUUUGUUUAGCAUUUUCAAUCAAAGGGACUUCACAUCUCAUAUCGAAGUGAAUGGGGUUCACCUUCCUAGUAUGGGCACGGCAAGUCAAUCGGGCAAUUCAGCUCACACUGAAAUUCAUGGAUAUCCGUCCUCUGCAGGGUAUGAUACCAGUCGAAAUAGCCAAGCACAUCAAGUAACAAGUGCUGAUCAGCUCACCAACCCAAAUAAAGAGAGGCCUGUUAAGGAAAAUCAGAAGUCUAAGGUUAAUCAUGAGGCCCCUCCGCGUACUGAUCAAAGGUCCAAUUCUAUUCUUCAUCAGAGGACUAAUUCCUACUAGUACUCCUACUCCUUGAGAUAACAACGGUCCGGCACAGCUACAUUCUCGGUUUUUCUCGUUCUUAUAUGACUUGCUGUCCCAUAUAACUUAAAAUCCAAUGAACAAGCCUACAAGAGACCAGAAGGGGCUGCUCACUUGUACGAAUUUGGAGAAUUCCUUCUGUAUAUAUAUAUAUAUAUUGUUUCCUCCUCCAA
Molecule: messenger RNA, 3253 nt
Organism: Populus euphratica (Euphrates poplar)
Lineage: Eukaryota; Viridiplantae; Streptophyta; Magnoliopsida; Malpighiales; Salicaceae
Product: glutamate receptor 2.8-like
Exons: 5
Coding region: 120-3059 (979 amino acids)
Cellular component (GO): membrane
Molecular function (GO): ligand-gated monoatomic ion channel activity
Source: RefSeq, a predicted model, not a curated record